CAUCGAUAACGCCUUUAUCACUGUGUCAAUAAAUGUUCAUUUUUAGCCUGUCACUCACAAGAAGACCAAUGAAGAAUGAUAAGAAAUCGAUCAGUCAACCACUUGAUAUUUAAUGUAAGAAUUUGGCUAAAAAUAUAGAGCAUAUGUCUAUGAGGUGAAAAUGAUUAUAAAGUCUGUUGAUAUCAAUAGUUAUGGAUUUCAAUAUUCGAAGUAUCACUAUAACAAUAUACUACAUGACCGUCUGCGUCGUAUUGCUGGAAAGUACGGUGGUGUCAAAUAAAACACAGUAUCUUUUUGUUGAAGUUGUUGUCGAUUCCAAAAACUGUACUAACAAUGACACGCGUUGGCAGACACAACAAGAAAUCGUGUUCGAGAUUUUGCAAACACAUACAGAACUUGGUUUAUCCAUGUCAGGGAGAUACUGUGGUUGUAAAAUUUCAAAUACAACUGGAGGUAAUAAAACCGUGAAGGCUGUUGAAAUGCUUAUGUAUGACAGUAAAACUGGGUCAAUCAAUGCCAAGGCUAACACAGUUUCGAGUUUAGAAAAUGAGCUGGAAAAAUUAACACCUGGCAUAAUAGCAAGUAGAAAUUCUACAAUACCGCCGUUCUAUAUCUACUCAAAUUUGACAAUCGUGACUGACACUGAUACAAAAUACACAGCAUGCAUUGCGAAUUCAACGGAACUUUUUAACAACACCGUAAGUCAAGCAAGUAAAUCAGAGGCGGACUCCGGGCCAAGUAUUGGUACCAUUGUUGGAGCAGCUGUUGGUGCUUUUGCUGCCCUCGGGCUUAUUGCAGCGUCAGCAUGGUAUGUCGUUAGACAUUUGAAGAAUAACCAAAUUGAGGAUGAGGGGUCUAGCAGUGACAUGAAUCCUAUAGUUACUGGCUUGCCUGAUUUAGGAGAGGCGACAAAUUCAGUGGCACCGGCUGGAACAUGUUAGUUUAAAGAUUUAUAAAAAAGGAAAUAAAUAAAAAAAAUAAUAAUAAAAAAACAAAACAAAACAAAAACAUUCAUUUUUUUGUUAUGUUUCUUGAUCUUCAACCUUUUCUUGUUGUUGUUUGUUACAUUUUAAAAAAGAAAAACAGAUAAAAUUUCAGUUUGUUGGCCAGAUGUCGACGAAACAUUUAUUAUUUUGAUGUUCAAUACUGAUAUAAAAAUCAAUCAAUUUUCUUAAAGCCUGGCGUUUUACAAGUAUUACAUUUCAAAAUUUAGACCAUACUUCAGUAUGUAUUAGUCACAGUAGUCACUAAAGAUUUAAAAAAAAAUAUGUUUAUUUUUGUAAUUGUAAUUCAUUUUGAAAUUCCACGUAAAACUUAGAAAAGAAACAAAUCGUGUUUUUUUAAAGAUCCUUGACGUUGUGAUCAAAGUGGUAAAGCACACUUAGUGAAAUUAUAUAUAUGUACAUAAUUAUGUAAAUAUGACAAUUUUCAAACAUCGAACAAUAUGUAAAAUAUGUUCUACAAAUAUGUGUGCAUAUUAUAUGUAAUCAUUAAAAUAUAUGCAUUCAUUUCUUAUUAUAAAAUUUGACUUAAACUUUAUAGAAAUUAAUUUUUUAUUACUUCCCUUUAUUUACAUAAAAUGUUAAAUUCGGUUAUAUCUUUAUAAUAAUGCUUUUUGGAAACUACAAUAUUGAUAAAUCCUAAUUUGAGCAUCAUUUUUAUUAUUAAAAACAAGAACAAAAAUUGUUACAGGAACUUUAACUGUUAUGUUUUGAAAAGUUAAUAUUGCCUUUUCCAC
Ruditapes philippinarum (Manila clam) is the source of this 1738-nucleotide messenger RNA. RefSeq lists its product as uncharacterized. Lineage: Eukaryota; Metazoa; Mollusca; Bivalvia; Venerida; Veneridae. The record is from RefSeq and is a predicted model, not a curated record. The coding region runs from base 192 to 941 and encodes 249 amino acids. The transcript is spliced from 4 exons.